Trypanosoma conorhini is the source of this 2310-nucleotide messenger RNA. RefSeq lists its product as uncharacterized. Lineage: Eukaryota; Euglenozoa; Kinetoplastea; Trypanosomatida; Trypanosomatidae. The record is from RefSeq and is a predicted model, not a curated record. The coding region runs from base 1 to 2310 and encodes 769 amino acids. The transcript has a single exon.
AUGCUGCAUGGUUGCGUGGGGGUGCUUGGGGAGUCCGGCAGUGGGCGUACAUCCCUUGCUUCUGCCGCCGCACGGGCUGCGCUUCGUUGCGGCUCCGCGUCUGACUUCCACUCCUUAAGCUCGGGUUCCUCUGUGACGUACAUUUAUCAACCGUCCGUCUCCAAGCGAAGGGAGUGCCUGCAGGUGAGAGUUGUUGAUAGUGGACCUGUCCCACUUCGCGGUGGUACGGCUGAUCGCGUGCUGCCACGUUGUGACACUGUUGUCGUCGCCUUUUCCCUGACGGGCAUCAAGCAAAAACGCUCUGGCGCACAGAGCAACUUCGCCUUCAUGGGGAAGUGCCGAGGCGGUUGCGAGAGUUCGUCUCUGACUCUUAUCCAUUCAGGAGAUCGAGCAUUACUUCAUGAUUUGUUCGCGACGAUUGCCGCUCGGGUCUCUCCUGGAGGGCGGAGCCCAAACAUAAUUUUGGUGGGCACCCGCAAGGACUUAUUGACAGACCAGUCCACAGGAGCAGUGGAACUUCUCUUAAAAGAACUUCGGUCGAUUUGUACCGGCCUGUUGGCGUCCUUCCGGCAGCCAGCACUUGUGGUGAACGCGUUAUUUGCGGCGAGUGCGCUGGAUGGCUCUUGCGUCGCAGAGAAUCGAGGGGGUCCUGCCACUCUGGCAGAGAUGUGGAGCUUCAUUUGCGAUGUCACGCUGAAAGAUGCCGUCUCCCGUCAUUCGCUGAGGACGGCAGCUCCGCCGCUUCCAAGCAACGAGCGCUUCUGGCGCGCCUUCCGCCUCGCCCCCUUUUCCAGAGCCCCUUCAGAGACGUCCACUUCUCAGGGGGCGGAGGCGUCUACCAGCUGGAGGGGCGCGCAUGACAAAGACAAUGACCACAACGGUGAUGAUAAUAAUCCCUCCUCUUCUCGUUCAGUGGUUGACGCGCCGAGGCCUCUGCACAUGGAUGUUGUCAACGCCAAACUGCUUCGUCUCAUUGCCCGCGCCAAGGCGAAGGAGAACAUUAUUUUUAUUUAUCGUAACUCUCUUAUGAGACUUAUUUAUUCAUCGGCGGUGGUCAGCAGAAAACAAGUAACGCUGAUUUUGGAGCAGCUGCAACUUGCUGGGGAGGUUGUUUUGUUCCGACAUCCGUCGGAAGUGGUGCCGUCGCGCGAUGUGUGUGUUUGCCUCCAUCCGCAAUUUAUCGCACGGGCUCAAGCAACGGUGUUCCUCUACGCCAACUACGCCAACAAUUGUUCAGAGGCGCACGGCAAGCUGCUCAAGGAUGUUAGCUUGGAGCGGUGUGGAGAGUGCGACCCGAAUCAAGAUGUCUCACGCGGCACCUUUCCAUAUCUGUUGUUGCUGGAGCUUUCCCCCAGACUCAAGCUUCCCCGUUCCCUAGCAAAGGAAAUGGAAACAUUUGCAAUGCUGCUUUUGCUUUCUGGCACGGCGCUUCUUCGACACGCCUCCGCAGCGAAAGAAACGAAUACAGGAGACGCUUCCACGGGUUACAUGGUGGCUACAGAAAGGAAAACCGAUGCGGCACGCGUUGCAAGUGUUCAUUCCUCAUUCUCCCAUGCGACGAUGGGCUCGUCUGGGAGCAGGAGUCCGGCUAGUGAAUCAGAGACGGGACCAGCGGAUUUUGCCGUGCCGCCGACGCAGCAGCGUCGGCUGGUGGAAUAUGUUGUUCCUAGUUUGAUUCGCAAGCGAUGCCCAGAUGAGGUGCUCGAAUGUGUGCGCUAUUUCUCUGCCACAGCAGGCGAGGCGACAGAUGAACAGCAGACUUUCAUGCUAUCACGCGUGGUACUGCUGCGUCAUUGCCCGCCAGAUUUUUUCCCUCUGCUGACGAGUCGUCUGCACCGCUACUUGGUUCCAUAUGUUCCCAUUUUUUCUGAUGCUCUUUGGCUGGGCGGUUUGGCGCCUGCAGGGCCACCUCACCCCCUCUUGCGCAUGUGUGUUUGUUGCACACACGCUGGAGCCGCCGAUGCGCCGGCGGAGGCAGGAGACCCGAACCUCGGCGUGUCGCACCUUGAGUUUCACGCCUAUUCGGAUGUGGGACAUUUGCCGCUGGCGCUGUUUGUGGAUGGCAUCACGCGCAAUGUGUCGUCUUUACUUCUGCGCGAGUUCCCUGGAGUCUGCACGGAGGCGCUACCAAACAACACCCCUCUGCAAGGGAGGCCGUCGAGCGGCAGUUGUCUGCCUGCGGCUCUCGUGGAAAGAGGCGAGAUAGACUUCUUCACUGGCCUGACGGCGUUGAAGAAGCUGGACGCACUCUUUCAAUUACACAAACCUGCGAUCCCUGCACCCCUGCACCCGUGUAUGAUGACAGCUUAA